GGUGCCUUGCUCAAGGGCACUUCAGCCGUGCCUACUGGUCGGGGUUUGAGCCGGCAACCGUCCGGAAACAAGUCCAAAGUGCUAACCAGUAGUCCACGGCCGCCCCAAUGCAGGACAGCAGUGGCAAAAAGAAAACACAAACAGUUAAACCACAGCGCCUGCAAGAGCCUUGUUCCACUUCAACAUUGCGUUGAAAAUAACCUAGACUGCACAUAUCACCAGGAUCAAGAUUAAUCUACAACCUCGUAUGGGCACCACUAUGGUCAAUGACUGUGUUACAGUCUGACCACCCAAAGCAUUUAAACAGCACAAGGGAUUUUACUGUUUCUCAAGACUGAGAGGAAGUUCAGUAAAGCAUAUAUCAGCAAUGCUUUGUGUAUCUUCUACGAUGUUACUUCUACGAAUGUUACUUCUACGAUAAAGUAACCGAGUUAGUCACUGUGGAACAGUGUUAUAAAAGUAUCUGGUUAUCAGGGCAAGAAGAGCAUGAGUGAAGAUGAAAGCGACAAGUUCACUUCCUGUGGUUGUGUUUCUCAUAUUGACCAUCAGCCAAGGUGUCCUCAGUAAUAUGGGAGGAUGUUGUUUGUCAGCAGCACUUUUAAGCCAGACGGAUAUCUGUGCUGUGAGAGGAUCAUCAGUGGUCAUAUCCUGCUCUUUCAAGAAUCCUUGUAACCUCACCAUCUCUAAAAUCUACUGGGUGAUCACAACCCAGGAAGGAAAAACACCUACUGAUCUCAGAUUGAAUGCUGCAUACAAAGGUCGUGUUCAAUAUUUCUGGAAAAAUGACACCAACUGCACAAUGGAAAUACAGAAUGUGAAGAAGGAGGACAGCUCAAGUUAUCAACCCAUUUUUGAGAUUAAGAAUGCCAAUCACACAAGGAAAGGCCAGUUUGAGGUCAAUUUGACAGUCACAGACCUUACAGUGACACCUCCUCAACCAGUGAUAGAGGGUCAUGCGGUGAAUUUGAGUUGCAUGAGUUCCUGCAGUGAGAUGGACAAGCAUAAAGUGAUAUGGAGAAAGAAUGGACAAGAUUUACCUGGCAAACAGAAAUACAGAAUCCAGAUACAGAAUGUCAGUAUUGAGAAUGAAGGCCUCUAUUCAUGUGCUUUAAAAGGCUACAAGGAAACUGCAACUACACCAGUGAAGCUCAAUGUAAUGUUUCCUGCAAAAAGUCAUGUACUGUAUGUGAUAGCAGGAGUCUCAGUCUGUGGAGCUGCAGGUCUGAUCUGUGUGCUGGUCUGGAUUAGGCACCACAGGAUGAAUAAAAGACACAUGAAGAUAAAGCAGGAUCAGGGUACUUGUCCCUCCAGUGCUGAGGCUGCAGGAGGAGUGGAGGACAACGUCCAGUAUGCCCGUGUCCUGCCCAAACACAACAGGCAGACUGCAGGAGUGGAGGACGACAUCCAGUAUGCCAGUGUCCAGUUCAAACGCAACAGGCAGACUGCAGAAGGAGGAGAAGAUAAUGUCCAGUAUGCCAGUGUGCAGUUUAAAAAAGCCGGAACAACACAGUGUUCUCCUGACCAACCUGAGGGGGAGCUCUGAUCUACAGCAGUGUGGAAGCAAGAGUCUAAAGGUGUCCCAGCUAGUGUGGGGGACAGCAAAGCCUGAGAUGAGAAGACCUUCUCAUGCAUCUGAAAUUUGCUUUUGCUGAAUAGAUGCAACAAGAUGCUGAAUCAAUGCAACAAUGACUGAGCUGUAUACAUGUCCAGUAGGGGGCACCACUAACUGUAAUGGGGCCUAAAACACUCUACACUGCUUCCUUUUCUGGGUUUGAAUUCUCUUCUCUUUUCUUCUCUUCUCAUCUCUUCUUUUCUCUUCUUCCUAUCUUAAGGGGCUAUUCUACAGCCAUUACAAAACAUACAUUGACUAUUAUUUCCCCCUAUGCCUCCACUAAAUCUGCAUCAAAUUAUGUAUCACUGUUGCAUGUAGUGCUA
Molecule: messenger RNA, 1935 nt
Organism: Alosa alosa (allis shad)
Lineage: Eukaryota; Metazoa; Chordata; Actinopteri; Clupeiformes; Clupeidae
Exons: 10
Coding region: 497-1543 (348 amino acids)
Source: RefSeq, a predicted model, not a curated record